CUCUUAUCAAACUUUUAAGCCCUUGAUCGUCGGACCUCCCCCCUUAGCUCCUUCCUCUUUCUCUCAAUAUUCAAUGGAGCUUCAUAAAGCCCUCGUCAAGCGUCUGAUUACUAAGAGUUACGGCUAUAGACUCUCCUCACCGGCAGUAACUCUAGAACACUCACCUUCAACUCACGCCCACAGUCUUGUUCCCCCAAAUGCCCUUCAAACAAACUUCCACCGUGAGUACAUAACGUCUCCGGAAUUAUCGGGGAAAGGCUUUUUCCGUAAAUUUCUCCAGCGGAGAGGAAUUAACCAGUCGGCCACCAGAAUCCCCGAGUUUCUCUCCCUGCCUAUCGGUGACAAGCUCAGAGAGAAACUGAAAGGCAUUAACAUUGCCGGAGAUCGCCUCCGGUUGGAAGGACUCGCACCUAAUGUUCCCGACACACCGGCGACGGAUGUUCCGUACGGCUUCACGGUUCGUGACGCGAGGAAGCUGUUGCGGCUGUCUCAAGUGGAAAAGCUAAAACUGAAGCUGAGAGAAAUUCAGAAGAGUUCGAUUUCGCACCAUGAGUUUGUACGGAUCUGUGUUGAUUUUUGUGAGAAUGAAGACCAAGGGACUGAGUUUGCUAAGCUGUUGGAUGAGUCUGGGACCGUCAUCGUUUUAGGAAACAUAGUUUAUCUCCGACCGGAGCAGGUGGCAAAAUCAAUGGAGACAUUAAUUUCGGAAUCUGUAGCAACCCCAAAUGACCGGAGGAGAGAACAACUGGAGCAGAUGGAAAAGCAAAAGGCCAUAAUUGACCAGAAAGCUAAAGCCCUUGUUCGAGGAGAACUGUAUUGUGGGUUGGGCUUUUUGGUGGUCCAAACACUUGGGUUCAUGAGACUCACCUUCUGGGAACUAAGUUGGGAUGUUAUGGAGCCCAUAUGCUUCUUUGUCACAUCGCUUCACUUUGCGAUUGCCUAUGGUUUCUUCCUGAGAACCUCGACAGAACCUACUUUUGAAGGCUUCUUUCACCGACGAUUCAAGGCUAAGCAAGACAAACUCAUGAAGGUCCACAACUUUGAUGUGGAUAAAUACAACCACCUCCGCAAACUCUUUUAUCCUGAAAGUUUGCCAAACUUGGAUUGUUUUAAAUCUUUAAAUCAUGAAGAAGGGAGAGCUCUUAUGUUCAGUAAAUAGACCGACAAAUUUUAGAAUUUGAUUCUGAUGAAAAUGCUAGUGGUUAGAAUGGACUUUUAAAUCGAACCAGUAAUUUUCGUUCAACUAUCUGAUUAGCCUAUAGCCCUUAUGCUUGGCAAGGAUCUUGUACAGCGAUAUACAUAUCUUCUUUGUAAACGAUACAGAGAACGGCAAAAUUUUAGAGCCGAGAUGAUGCUAUUACCAAUGCCAAAAUUGAAACAAAGUUUAUUUGUCAACUCUUAAUUGGCGUUGUUAAUAAGAUACAUAAAGAAUUCUAUUUAUUUGGAAGAAUAUAGGAA
Pistacia vera is the source of this 1458-nucleotide messenger RNA. Its product is annotated as calcium uniporter protein 4, mitochondrial-like. The coding region runs from base 74 to 1159 and encodes 361 amino acids. The record is from RefSeq and is a predicted model, not a curated record. Gene Ontology annotation, biological process: calcium import into the mitochondrion; mitochondrial calcium ion homeostasis. The transcript is spliced from 2 exons. Gene Ontology annotation, cellular component: mitochondrial inner membrane; uniplex complex. Lineage: Eukaryota; Viridiplantae; Streptophyta; Magnoliopsida; Sapindales; Anacardiaceae. Gene Ontology annotation, molecular function: calcium channel activity; uniporter activity.